Messenger RNA from Cooperia oncophora, 1251 nucleotides. NCBI's taxonomy places the organism in Eukaryota, Metazoa, Nematoda, Chromadorea, Rhabditida, Trichostrongylidae. The record is from the annotation of a GenBank genome assembly.
AUGUUUCAGCCGGAUUUGAACCUCCUUUUCGUGGGACGAGACGUUUUCGGUCGACUGAGUUUAGUGUGUGCCAAAUAUGAUGAUGACGUCAUUAUCUCAGAUAUCGUACAAAACUCCAGCGCGAACUGGACUGAAGUACCGUAUGCUCAAGUGUGUUGUAUCGAUACAGAGAAUCGCUGCGCAGUAUCUACCUCUUAUUUAUCGAUUUAUCCAGAAAAUGUCUUGGAACCAUGGGCUAAAUUGUUCUCAUCAUUCACACUGGACUAUUUGCCUUGCAAAGACGUCCUACUGAAAGUUUCGCGAACGACAUCUAGCCCAACGUUGGAUGUUCAAAAAGAGUUUUUUGAACGAUUAGUGGAGGCAACACGUUCAAUGAUUCCUCCUGAUGCAAAUUCAAUCGCGGUUGCGUUUUCUGGUGGAGUGGACAGUCUGUUGGUUUCAAUCGCGUUACAUGAAGCUUAUCCCUUGGACCAAACUAUCGAUCUCGUAAAUGUGGCUUUCAUUCGAGGGUCCGAGCAUCGCUCCAUCGUUACGGAUCGCCAACGGGCCGUUGCUGCUCUUCUGUUUCUACGGUCUAGAUUUCCUGCUAGGAAAUGGUGUCUAGUUCUUGUCGAUGUUACGCUAGAGGAGUUAGAGGAGAACAGAUCAAAACAUAUCGUAAAAGCUGCUGCUCCGGCACGUUCUGUCUUAGACGAGUCACUGGCCUGUGUGCUGUGGUUUGCUCUCCGGGGAGUUGGCAAGGAUUACGAUAGCGGAGACGAAAUUCGGUCCGAUGCCCAUGUUUAUUUCGUUGGCAGUGGUGCUGAUGAGCUCUUCGCUGGUUAUGCACGUCAUCGAACACGGUUUGAGCGCGAUGACCGUAAAACCCUUAUGUUACCGCUCUCUCAGGAAUGUGAAGCAGAGCUUUGCCGGCUUGGUAGCCGCAAUGGUGGACGAGAUGCUAGAGUGGCUGCAGUGCUGAGGAAAGAGUUGAGAGCACCGUUCCUGCACGACGACUUUGUUGCCUGGGUGAAUUCGGUGCCAAUGCAUUUGAAAUGGGACCUAACACAGCCACGAGGUGUUGGAGAGAAGAUGAUCAUUAGACAGGUCCUUGCUUCAUAUGGAGCUCCACAUGACGCGCCGAAACAAGCUAUGCAAUUUGGAUCGGGUUUCGUUAAAAUGCAGAACAAUAAGACGAUAAAAGGUAGCGACGUUUCACGCAAUCUACUUGGUCCUCACCAUUCCAUUUCUGCUGACGAUCUCCAGCUCUAA